This is a messenger RNA of Sclerotinia trifoliorum, 1592 nucleotides long. NCBI's taxonomy places the organism in Eukaryota, Fungi, Ascomycota, Leotiomycetes, Helotiales, Sclerotiniaceae. The record is from the annotation of a GenBank genome assembly.
UCUCAACCUUUCAUCUAUCUGAUAUUACCUACUGGUAUUACUGAUUUUAUGCAAUUCUCUUUGCAUAUCAAGCUUCAAGUAGUUUCGACAGUCAACAGUCAACAGUCAACACUCAACACUCAACACUCAACAAGACAUCUAGCUAUAUCAUACAUUAAUUACUAUCAGAAUGUUAAUUCAAGAAUCUCACCAAGAUGUUGCAACCAAAGCGGGGGGUAAAGAGGGAUCGAUGAGUACAACUUGAACAUUCCCCUCCUGAACAAGAGUCAAACUAACCAUCUCUAGGAAUCUUCCUCUUCCACCCUACUAUUCCAAACUACCCUCAAGCGUGUGUAGUGCCAUAUGUUCUAGUAUUUAAGGUUCAAAACUGAAGCCUCUCUUUUAUCACAGACGAUUCCCUGGUGUUGUUCUUUUCAGUGAGAUUUAUCAGGGUUAGUGGGGGUUUGGUGGGGUUAUCAACAUCCCCUAUCAGUAUUUCUUCAUGUCAUGUUAUUGGUCUCAAUCUAAUCUUUCUUCAUUUCCUUAUCAUGGAGAUAGACGUUGGGCUGAAGUGACAACUCAUCGUUUGGAGUCCCAUAAGGCUUGCUCAAUGGACAUCUAUACCCACCCCGUGUUUUCUACCUCUCUUAUCUUGUAACCCCGCAUCUUCACGUGCUACACAUGGAUAUACUUGCUGAUACUCUUCAUCGUAGUCACUGGACCAGUUGCCAGAUUCGCAAGACAAAUCGCUGGUCAAGGCUAUAUUGUUGCAGCGCCUUCGUCGUAUCAUGAAUUCACUGGUCCGGAGCCUUUAGCUUAUGAUGUUCCCGGAACUGAUGCAGGAAAUGAAUACAAAAUCACAAAGGUAUGCUUCUCCAGCAUGAAACCUCUAGAUCUAGACUACGAUUCGGACCCCUGUAGAUUUUGAGCCAAUGCCUUUCAAGCCAAUCUCUAAUCAUACACCCACAGACCCUCGAAGCCUAUGAUGAAGACUCUACCCUGACAAUCGAUUAUCUCCUGUCACUCCCUACCUGCAAUGGCCGCAUUGGCAGCACAGGAAUGUGUCUCGGCGGCCAUCUUGCCUACCGCUGUGCUCUCGAUCCCCGCGUUGCGGCAGCGGUAACAUAUUUCGCAACUGAUCUCCAUAGCGCCACUCUUGGUCUCGGUAAAAAAGACGACAGUUUAGCGCGUGCUUCCGAGAUCAAGGGAGAACUUGCCCUGAUUCACGGAUGCAAGGAUAAUCAUGUACCUCCUGAGGGAAGAGAUAUUAUUAGAAAAACUUUGAGGGAGAAAGGUAUUACCUUUAGUUGGUAUGAGGUUGCUUGGGCACAGCGUAGGUUUUUUCUUCACGAAUAAAUUGAUCAACACCUACUAAGAUAAGUAAAAUAGACGCAUUCAUCCGUGACGAACUAUCAAAAGGUCGAUACGACCCUGCCAUUUCUAAAAUCUGUUUCGAGAUUCUUUUGGAACUAUUUGGACGCACCUUGAAGUUAGACCUAGGGCCACAUGAUGGCAAGGAACAAAAAGUUGAAGAUAUCUGUUAGAUAUUGGAUAAUUAUCCUUAAAUCUACAUAUUGAAUUAAGAAUAUGAACUUUCGACUCACAACUAUACU